CAUGCGAGCCUUUUCGCUGGGCAGCCGCCUGAGCCAGGCGCUGAAGCCGCGCCGACGUGACCGCUCCGAGAGUGACUCGAACUCCACCGAGCGACCGUCCACCGGCGAGCCCGGAGUCCACGGCAGUUCUGGUGCGGUGAGCGGCUCGCCGCACCUGAGCUCGUCUCUGGACUCUCCGCUGACGCCGCUCAAGGAGUACUGCCGGCGCCGACAGAAGGGCACCGAGCUGCGCGAGCAGACGGGCAGUCCGGCAGCCGAGUCGCACUGCAGCCAGGACAGCCUGCGGCACCGGCCGCGCUCCAACUCUCAGAGCAGCCAGGGCAGCGACAAGACUCACAGCAAUGGCUGGAGGAUGCUGUUCAAGCGUCGUGACAAGAAGUCGACCGGCUCUCUGCCGGUGGACGUGCCGGCGCAGCGCGCGCCCCGAUCGCCGAACCACCCGCCGCCCUGCGCCGAGGAGACCUACGUGGGCGUGGCGAUGGGAGCGCCGGCGCGCGCGGGCGGCGGCACCCGGCGCCGCCAUCGGCCCAAGCGGCGCGACGCGCAGCCGCACUACACCGACGACGACUACUUGAUGAUGGGCCCGAUGCACCUGGACGAGGACACCUCGUCGGGCUCGCAGGCCGGCUCGCUGAAGCGACGCACUCCGGCCGUACGGCGCGCACCGACCACCGAGAACGACAGCUACAUGUCGAUGGAGCCGGUGCGGCCGCUGGGCAGCCCGCUGGCCAGUCCCGCCGGCGGCGACUACCUCAACAUGGACAUGUCACUGCGCCGCGCGCCGCCCACCGCCGCGCCCACGUCCGACUACGUGAACAUGGAGAUUAGCGGCGGUGUGCCGGGCCCGGCGCCGCCGCCGGCCGCCGACACCUCCGACUACCUGGCCAUGACGCCGCGCUCGCUGGCCACCCCGCCUGGUGUCCCGGCGGCGGCGGCGACGGCCGGCACGGACGGCGAUUACCUGGAGAUGUCGCUGGGCAGCCGGCCGACGCCGGCGAUGCCCGUGAUGCGCUCCCGCUCGGCGCGUUCCUCGGCGGAGCGGGAGCCGGAGCGGUGGCCGGCCGGCAGCCGGCGCGACCCGGACACUUACUGUGCGAUGGAGGCGCCGCGCCGGCCCGUCUCAGCCCUCCUCUCUGUGCAGACCUCCCUAGACGGCGACACGGAACGCCGAAAGUCGGACACGACUUCUCCGGACGACCGCCGCCGCAGUAUGGGCUCCGGGUUCAGCCCCGGACCAGGCUCCGGCUCCGGAACCAAGGUGCAGCGGAAGAACUCGGGGGUGACCGGCGCCGGCCUGCUGCGCAAGCUGGACGCCAUGAACCCGCGCGCUAUGUUCCGCACGCUCAGCCAGCGCGGCAAGAAGGACUCGAAGCGCCUGUCGCCGGGCGCGGCGGAGGGCGGCGCCGCACCGACCAGUAUAGACCGCUCACCGUCCUCCCAGUCUCUGUCGUCGUCCAACAGUAUACAGGAGGAGGUGGAGGUGGGCGCUGGCGCCGACUGCGAGCCGCUGACGGCCAGCGGCGUGCCCGUGUUCCGAGCCGCCGAGCCGGCGCCCGAGUCGCGGCUCGGCUCGGCCAGUCCGUGCGGCUCGGUGGCCAGCGUCACGCCGCGCGCCUCGCUGGCCAGCUCGCAGGCGACCACGCCGCGCCAGACGCCGGCGCCGACACCAACCCCCACCCCUCUGCCGCUGACCACCAGCAGCUCCCUGACGAGCUUCGCGCCGGCGGCGGCGGCGGCAGCGGCGGCCGCGCCUCCGGCGGUCCGGCAGCGGCACGAGUCGAACCCGCCGCCGUGCAGCCAGAGCCGGCAGCAGCGGCCGCAGACGAGCUGCGGCUCGCGCUCGCUGACGGCGCUGCCCACAGAGGAGCCCGAGGUGGUGUACGCCUCGCUGGACCUGGUGGACGGAGACACGGCCGCAUGUCAGGCGCAGCUCGCCGCUGCCAGCAAGCUCACCUACGCCAAGAUCGACUUCAAAGAGACGGGGAAGCUGAAGCAGCGCGACAGCUAAGGUCGGGCGGCGGCGGCCGCGGCGGCGGUGGUGCGGUGUGGCCCGGGCGACUCGCCGACUCCGGUGGGUCGCUCCGUCCGGCCGCGCGGACACGGUCCUACGCCGCCGUCUGGUGGGCGGGUCCCGGGCCACUGCGCCGGGGCCGCCUACCCUCCACGGCGCGCCGCGCGUGCCCGUAUUUUACCGAGGUAUUUUGUUAUUUUAUAUACAAGUUUAUUUAAAGCGUAGCGGCGUGUGGCUGCUGUGUGCAGGCGGUGGCGCUGUGGUCGUCUUCUACGGGGCGGCGCGCCGGCCCGGUGGUGCUCUGAGCUUUGCUGCGCGCCCGUCGUGAUGUGCGUCUGUUACGUGUAUGCGCGUGUUGGCGGUGUGAGUGUGUGAGAGGUGUCUGCGCGCGCUGUGCGGCUCGUUGUGGCGCCGGCGGACUGCUGCCGGCGCGCCGGCGGGGCAGGGCCUCCGCGCCGUACCCGCCGACCGGCGCUGGUCGCCGGCGAACGGCCGUCAGGUAAUGGCCGGGUGGGGCGGCCGUCCUCUGUUAGAGGAGCCCCGCGGUCCGCGAGUGUGGUUUUACUGUUGUUAUGUAAGGAUCAUAUCAGUGUUGUUUUAUACAUCUGUUGAGUCUUAUUUGCUCCGUUCAAGACGCCGCUAGUCAUUUGUGGUCUUGUUCGGCAUCGCUUGUCAAUGCUCGGCCGCGAGCCGGGCCAACAUUUAACUAACAUUGGCCACGUACUGUGCAUAGAUAAUUAUUUUAAUACAUGAGUGCUAGGUACGAACCAGUGUUUGAUAUCUAGAAUAUCAGUGUUUGAUAACUAGGACUAAAGCUGGCACUACUUGUAGUUUGGCUGGGCAAGGUCAUUUUCCGAGG
Messenger RNA from Amphibalanus amphitrite, 2870 nucleotides. RefSeq names its product proline-rich protein 36-like. The record is from RefSeq and is a predicted model, not a curated record. The transcript is spliced from 3 exons. Lineage: Eukaryota; Metazoa; Arthropoda; Thecostraca; Balanomorpha; Balanidae. Bases 2 to 2008 code for a protein of 668 amino acids.